This is a messenger RNA of Penicillium waksmanii, 432 nucleotides long. RefSeq lists its product as uncharacterized. The record is from RefSeq and is a predicted model, not a curated record. The transcript is spliced from 2 exons. NCBI's taxonomy places the organism in Eukaryota, Fungi, Ascomycota, Eurotiomycetes, Eurotiales, Aspergillaceae. Bases 1 to 432 code for a protein of 143 amino acids. Gene Ontology annotation, molecular function: zinc ion binding; nucleic acid binding.
AUGCAGCAAACGCAUCAGUUUGCUAAAACCGUCGAACUGGCAAAGCGUUCCCUUAUCGAAGACCAGACCCUCAGCAAAUCGUCCAGAAAUAAACAACAACGCUCGUAUAGCCGCGCAGACGACCUUAUCCAACAUACACAACAGUUUGCUAAAGUCGCCGAACACCAGCUUCGAGAUGCUGAGAACGCGCGAUCCGCGCUCGAAGAGCAAGAGCAAGUAGCGCCGGAUAGUCAACUGUCCGACGAGGAUGGGUUAAGCGCCGAGGAUAUCCUGGCCCGGCGACAAAUUGAGGGAGACAUAAAUAUGGCUACGUCUGCGGUAGCUUCGCAAACCAAUCGAGGGCCAGGACAACGGCAAUCUUGUGGCAAGUGCCGCAAACCAGGGCAUAAACGUAAUAGAUGCCCGCUUAAUCGUGAUGAUAAUAAUAAUUAG